AAAUGUAAACUAUGGGUCAGAAAAUAGAUCUAUGCUGAAAGUCCAACGAGGGUUUCAGCGCUAUCUAGGACGUUUUUUGAGUUCCUCUAACUCCAACAUGUCGGUGGAUUACAGCGUUCAGGGAUCAGUGGCUGUCUUAGAAGUGAACAAUCCACCUGUCAACGCACUGAGCCAUGGUGUUCGGCUUGGCUUGAAGACUGGAGUAGAGCAAGCAUCCAGAGACAGAAAUGUCAGAUCGGUGGUCAUCAUUGGUAAAGGUCAGACAUUCCCAGCCGGUGCCGACAUACGAGAGUUUGGCAAACCAAGUAAAGAGCCAUGGUUAACAGAGGUAGGAAUGGCGAUUGAGGCGUCCCCUAAGCCUGUGGUAGCAGCCAUCCAUGGCACCUGCCUCGGGGGUGGGCUGGAGAUAGCUCUCUUCUCACACUACCGUAUCGCUGUACCCUCUGCAAGAGUGGGAUUUCCAGAGGUAGCACUUGGGCUAUUACCAGGGGCAGGGGGAACCCAAAGAUUGUCCAGACUAACAGGUCUACCAGUUGCUAUGGAUAUGAUUUCCUCAGGUCGCCAUGUUCCCAUUAAAAAGGCCAAAGAGUAUGGCAUCAUUGAUGAAAUUGUGACCGGGGAUUUAAUGAAGGCAGCUUUAAAGUUUGCACAAUCAAUUCAAGGUCGUCCGUUAAAGGACAGAUGUCUGAUGUUCAAGGUUGUUCCUAAUGCUGACAAACUGGAGGAAUUCACUUCAGCGGCCAUGGCUCAAGUCAAGAAAAAAUACAAAGGAUAUGAAGCCCCAGUGGUCUGUAUACAGACUGUAAGGGCCUCAGCAGAACUUCCGUAUGAGGAGGGGAUGAAGUUAGAGAGGGACCUGUUCCUACAGCUACAAGGCUCCGGGCAGGCCAGGGCCCAACAGUACGCAUUUUUUGCUGAGAGGGCAGUGUCAAGGUGGGUGAUGCCUGGGGGUAGUUAUAAGACAGCUAAGCCCCUCCCCGUGAGGAGUACGGCUGUGAUCGGGGCGGGGACGAUGGGGUCAGGGAUAGCUGUGUGUUUACUGAGUGCAGGUCUCCCCGUAUAUCUACUGGAACAAAACGAAAAGGUCUGUAUGAUUUUGAAUUUCAAACCAACACUGAAUUACAGUGACCUCAAGGAUGUAGACCUGGUGAUAGAGGCAGUGUUUGAGAAUUUAGAUUUAAAGAGAGACGUGUUCUCUAAGCUGGACAAGAUUUGUAAGCCCUCAGCCAUUCUGUGUACCAACACAUCUACGAUAGACAUUAAUAGGAUAUCAACAGCAACAUCUCGGCCAGAUAAAGUUGUGGGGACUCAUUUCUUUGCUCCGGCAUAUCACAUGAGGCUACUGGAAAAUAUUUACGGAACUCAGACAUCACCUGACACUGUUGCCACGGUGAUGAAGCUGGGGAAAACGAUCAACAAAGUUCCAGUUUUGGUGAAGAGUUGCCAUGGUUUCUUGGCCAACAGAAUGAAUGGUCCCUUUAACACUGAGUCUUUAUUCUUGGUGGAAGAGGGAGCUAGUCCACAGGAGAUAGAUCAGGUGAAUGAAGAUUUCGGAAUGCCAAUGGGUCCGUUCAAAGUCCGAGAUCUAUCAGGGAUUGAUAUCAGCUGGAGAAUCAACAGGGAGGUUGCUAAGGCACUGGGUACGACAAUCACUAAGGAGACCAAAUUUCUAGGAGGCAACAGAUAUUGUGGACUAAAUGAUGAUUUCUUUGAGAAAGGGAGAUACGGAAGAAAAACUGGUAAAGGAUGGUAUUUGUAUGAAAAAGUAGGAGGGAAAAUUCCAACAGUUGAUUCCGAGACAGAAGAAAUAAUAAACAGUUACAGACAAAGAAGAGGGAUAAUAAAGAGGAAGAUUACCCCACAGGAAAUUUUUGAGAGGCAAUUCUAUUCGUGUAUCAAUGAGGGAUUUAGGAUUUUAGAAGAGGGAAUAUGUAACACUCCAGAAGAAAUUGAUAUCUCAUGGAUUUAUGGCUUUAGUUAUCCAAAAUUUCGAGGUGGACCGAUGUUUUAUGCCAGUCAGAUAGGACUAAAGAGAGUUUAUGACAGAAUAUGCCACUAUCAUGAAACAUGUCCCUACAGCAUCCAUUGGGUUCCUAGUCGACUUCUGAAGAAAUUGGCAGAAAAUGAUGUUCCAUUCUCACAGUGGGCCAAUCAUAUAUCCAAGAGCAGAAUGUGAUGUGGGUGUAUUACAUAUUAUAUAAACUUUUGAUUAUAGCUGCCAAAGUCAUUGUUCAGUGUACAUUAAAAAUUCAUUGAAAUUUUUUUUUCAGAAUAUGAAAGUUAAUCCUUUUCUCAGAGAGAAAAAUGUUAUUUAUGAAGAUAUUUUAGUGAAAUUUCUGUGUAAUAUUUUUUAAAAAGUUAAUUAUGGUGCAUGUCAAUUGUUAAAGUUAUGAUUUUACAGAGACAAAAAAUAUUGAAAAUAUCUACAUGUAGUAGACGUUUUUCUGGGACAAUCCCCUACAAUAUAGGGCAAUAAUGAACUAUGUCAAACCUAUGGGUAAGGUUGAUUAAUCAUUCAAGGUAUACAUAUUUACAGUAUAUGUAACUCUAGAGAGACUUAGAUUUAGAAAUAAUAUCAAAUUAACACCAAUUAUAAGUGCAAUCACUGCUGGGUAAUCUCCUUUUCAAUAAAUGAAUGAAAAGCAACCAAAGAUGUAAACAAUUUUUACAUUGAGCAAUAUUUGUUUUUGUUAUAUUUGAUUGCCAUAAAAUGGCCAAACUGUUGAUUUUUAAUAAAGUUGAAAAAGAGUA
This is a messenger RNA of Saccostrea cuccullata (small rock oyster), 2751 nucleotides long. RefSeq names its product peroxisomal bifunctional enzyme-like. Gene Ontology annotation, molecular function: (3S)-3-hydroxyacyl-CoA dehydrogenase (NAD+) activity; NAD+ binding. The record is from RefSeq and is a predicted model, not a curated record. The transcript has 18 exons. Bases 32 to 2176 code for a protein of 714 amino acids. Gene Ontology annotation, biological process: fatty acid beta-oxidation. Gene Ontology annotation, cellular component: peroxisome. Lineage: Eukaryota; Metazoa; Mollusca; Bivalvia; Ostreida; Ostreidae.